CUUGCCAGUACUGGCAUUCCAACUGUUCAGUGGUUCCCUAGCAUAAAAGUGAGGGAAAAAGGGCCAUGGAAGGGUACAAAGAAGUCACUUCGGCGAUCGAAGGUCGUCUUUUCGUUUCCACCAAAAAACAUCACGAGGCCAGUAAGAACAAUGAUGUCUACUUCCAAUCGAGACCUCAGGCAAUUCCUACAGUCGACUCGUGGCUGUCACCUUUCACCAGCAGGAUCGUCCUCCCUAGCAACAAGAGCAAAUCGAUCGACGUCGAGGAUGGAGAGCAGCAGCAGCCGCCGUCGCAAAGCCUCUCUAGCCGGGUCAGACACCACCAUCACCACCUUGGUAGAUCAUCGUCGCGCGCUUCUGGUGCCGCCGUCAAAAGUCGUCUACCAAAGAUCAAAGACCAGGGAGCCGCUGACCAGUUGGUUAUGACGCGCGCCCCUGCCGCCACCGCCGCCGGGUUCACAUUGUCUCUUGAGCUCGCUGAGCCAAUCUUGUACCUGGAAGGAUUCGACUAUCCGCACAAUUCCGAACACCGUUCCGCCGUCCUCAGAGGAGUGAUGAACCUGACCGUCCUGAAACCGACGACCCUGAACGCUUUGAAGUUGAAUUUUCGGGGAGAAACAGAAACCAUCUGGCCUGAAUCAUGGCGCGUUCGGAAACUGCACAAGGUAUUUCGAGAGGAGGUGGUGCAACAGACGUGGAAUUUCUUACAGACGGAUGAUGCAGGAGUAAUGGGAGGAGCCGACGACAUCAACAACAACAUGACGACCACUUCCGCAUAUCGCAGUCACGCGAGACAAACCAACACGCAGCGAAGGUUCGAACCUGGGCAAUACACUUUUCCAUUCGAAAGACCCCUUGAAAGUUGGCUUCCCGAGACGAUAGACCUACCGUUGGGAAAGGUGUCUUAUACACUGACUGCUCUUGCUACGGCCACCACCGAGACAGAAGGAGGAGGUGUUGGUGGAGGACACUACUCUUCGAGCGCGAAUACGGCGACCCUGACACAACUCGUCACACUCGUACGCAUCCCUUGCGUGUGUUCUUUGGAACUCUCGGAACCCUAUGAGGUUCGAGGGCUCUUGCACGGCCUACACUACAAUUUCGCCCUGGCUGCCAAAUCUUGUCGAGUAGGGGGCCAAUUACCCCUGACCAUCAACAUCUCAUCCCCCAAUGAUCGAUCGUGGCAGAGCAUCAAUAUUUCUCUCGUCGAGGACGUGCAGUAUCAGACGCGCAACGGACUGGCGUACCGAGAACAGUCACGCACAAAGGCCUUGUUGUACACGAACCGAGCGAAGCGAGACCCCCUUCACCAGCGCGCCUUUAGACGCAUCAGUGCCGCGGGAGAAAAAAUGGCCCCUUCUUACGCCAGUAGUGUGGUGAUUGAAAAGGAGAAGGAUGCUGAUGAUGUGUUGUGGUGUCGUCGUCUGUCGUCGUCUCCUCAACAUCUUGAGUUUGUUAACAACAACAACAACAACAACAAUGACGGUCGUGGUGGUGCUGGUGAUAUUGAUGGUGGUUCCGACGGAGAUUAUCAAUAUUUACAUGAAAAGACGACCUUGAAGAUACCUUCAUGUUCAAAGAUUGAGGCAGAUACGGCUUACAAAUGUUUGUAUGUUCGACACUAUCUUUUGAUAACGAUAGCAGCACACGUUCAAGUCAACGAACACGAUCGGAAACAAUUUCAAAUUCGUAUUCGAAUGCCAAUUCAAAUCUUGACUUGUAAAUUGUGUGACGGUAAUGCCACCUUGCCAGAGUAUUCGGAAAGUCCACCUGGGACCAUGACACCACCUCCACCUCCACCAUCGGUUGUCGGGGGCAGUGACGGUGGUGGCCAAGAAGGGGAAACGACGACAACAACCACCACCACCACCACCACCAUGAUGAUGCAGCCACCAUCGUCACCUCCACCGCCUGUAGAUUUGUGUCGAUGUGUCAGUGCUUCGAGGUCGUCUCGACAGUCACAGGACGGUUGACGUGGGUCGAGGUAGUCGACUGCGAUGACUCGGCGCGUGAACAUGUCAAUCAAUCAAUCAGUCAUGGUGUACCCUGGCAAGCCCGACGAUAUAUAUACGACUUUGAAAAUAUAGACAGGCAUCCGAAUAAAACAAACAUCACGUCAUUACUCGACCUUGUCAAUUGAGAUGGAUGGAAUGGAUAUGGAAACGUCAACGCACCGAGAUUUUGAAUAGCCAGUCUGUCUCAGAACUAGUAAAGAGCCAGAGUAAGAGUCAAUAUAAAAAGUGAAAAAACGGUAUCUGAUAGUUGAACUCGUUCCUCGUUCCUUGGGAAAAUUGCAGGACAAGUCUUUUUAAUGUCGAAUACAUUUCGG
Exophiala oligosperma is the source of this 2329-nucleotide messenger RNA. RefSeq lists its product as uncharacterized. The transcript has 2 exons. NCBI's taxonomy places the organism in Eukaryota, Fungi, Ascomycota, Eurotiomycetes, Chaetothyriales, Herpotrichiellaceae. Gene Ontology annotation, molecular function: protein-macromolecule adaptor activity; ubiquitin protein ligase binding. The record is from RefSeq and is a predicted model, not a curated record. Gene Ontology annotation, cellular component: cytosol; cytoplasm. Bases 66 to 1973 code for a protein of 635 amino acids. Gene Ontology annotation, biological process: ubiquitin-dependent endocytosis.